Pocillopora damicornis (cauliflower coral) is the source of this 1447-nucleotide messenger RNA. RefSeq names its product TBC domain-containing protein kinase-like protein. Gene Ontology annotation, biological process: protein phosphorylation; activation of GTPase activity. The record is from RefSeq and is a predicted model, not a curated record. Gene Ontology annotation, molecular function: protein kinase activity; GTPase activator activity; ATP binding. NCBI's taxonomy places the organism in Eukaryota, Metazoa, Cnidaria, Anthozoa, Scleractinia, Pocilloporidae.
UCCAUCCUCUAGAUAUGCGCUUCUCGACACAGCUGACCUUCCCUUGACAAUUAGAGAGACAACUGUGGAUUACCAGUUUCACAGAAUUGUCCUGUUUCAAAGACUUCUGGAGGGUUAUCCUUACACAAGAGAUCGUAUAGUACGAGAAGCCAGAAUAGACAUUCCUCCUUUCCUUAGAGGAAAGAUAUGGGCAGCGCUUCUAGGGAUUCAGGGUGAUAUCCAAGGUACAUAUGACGCUAUUGACAAGGAAUCUUUCACUCAAACAGACAGACAGAUUGAAGUCGACAUUCCUCGAUGCCAUCAGUAUGAUGAACUGUUGUCUUCACCUACUGCUCAUGAGAAGUUUAAGAGGAUUUUAAAGGCUUGGGUUGUGUCUCACACCAGCUUGGUCUAUUGGCAAGGUCUGGAUUCUCUCUGCGCGCCUUUUCUUUCACUCAAUUUUAACGACGAAGCUCUUGGAUACGCUUGUCUGGCGGCUUUCAUUCCCAAAUAUCUUCAUAACUUCUUUUUGAAGGACAAUUCAGCCAUUAUACAAGAAUAUUUGGCAGUGUUUUCUCAGCUUAUCGCCUUUCAUGAUCCUGAGCUUUUUAAUCAUCUUCAUGAAAUUGGAUUCAUCCCAGAGUUGUACGCAAUUCCAUGGUUUCUCACCAUGUUCUGCCACGUGUUUCCUCUUAAAAAGAUUUAUCACCUUUGGGAUACUCUGUUGCUAGGCAACUCAUCCUACCCACUGUGCAUUGGUGUCGCUAUUCUAGAGCAGCUACGAGAUCAGCUGCUGUCGUUUGGUUUCAACGAAUGCAUCCUUCUGUUCUCUGAUAUGCCAGGAGUCGACAUUGAUCGAGUGGUGCGAGACGCUAAGAGGAUUUUCUGUAACACUCCGCGUACAGCUUCAAUGAGACGACAUGACAGAAUGUAUAACGAUCCAAAUGUGAAACAUGAGAAAGAGUUUAUUCCGCUAUCACAGCUUAAAGCUGAAAUCUGUCCCCGGAUUUCCGCUCAAGAUCUUGUACACAUUUGUGAAUUGGACGAAAAUGGAGGUGCCAGAAGCCCAAGGAAAACCAAACCUCGUGGUCUGAUCGUAGAUGUCAGGCCGGCGGAGGAAUUCGCAUGUGGCCAAAUUCCCGAGAGUGUUAACAUUCCUUACAAUCAGGCGUUCCUCGAAGAGGGCGGACUGGCUCCAUCACCGGCAGCAAAUACACUGACUAGCUUCAAAGGGAGAGUGAUUGUUGUUGUGGGAAAUCGCAAUAAUUACCCCGCUAAGGUUGGUACUGAGCUUGUUCAACUUGGAUUUUCGAGAGUUUGUGUCUUGGAAGAACCAGGGUUGUCAAUUCUUCGCACGCGUGGACAUCUUGCAGUUCCAACUUAAGUAUCUGUGAGGACGUUUCAGUUGGAAAACACAUUCUAUUUCCUUAAUGAUAUUCAGUUCAGCCAAUAAUGUGGUAGUCUUCAA